Molecule: messenger RNA, 5108 nt
Organism: Daldinia loculata
Lineage: Eukaryota; Fungi; Ascomycota; Sordariomycetes; Xylariales; Hypoxylaceae
Exons: 1
Coding region: 107-4765 (1552 amino acids)
Source: RefSeq, a predicted model, not a curated record
UAAAUAACACAAAUCAUCCUCAUGACCUUAUAAUUAUACCCUUUAAUUAUCUGAUAUACGCGUAUUCGCUGCGUAUUCGCUUCUAGUGUCUGGGGCACACCUAAUCAUGGCUGAGAAAGACAUGCGCCUACGCCUGGUGGUGCGUAGGGAUGGCCUUCCGGAAGAACGACUCAUGUGGAAUGUGUCUCUCGAAGACAACCCGACUAUCUCAAAACUCAUCGAGAAGGUUAACGAGACCUUUCCCUUAGAGAUCGGCCAGAAAGGGUUAGAAGACUACGUCGUCGAGCUGCGCGAUCAAGACGGUACAAGUUUCGAAUGCCUCCAUUUUCAGCCUGUGCGCACCGUCCUUAAACCUGAUGAUCGAGUCUUCAUUCGAGCUCUCGAUCGAGAUGACAACAGGCGUCGUCGAAUCAGCGGUCGACAUCAGAUCUCUUCUGACGGCAGACACCUCGUCGAUGGUAUCCCUUUCGGGCGUCGCCUCCUAAGGGUCCCGGUCGGCCGACCUCCAAUCGACCCUCCGCGGAAGCGCCGUAGACUUUUACACCCUCACGAGAGCCUAGAUGAUAGCCUAAACGACGACGAAGAUACACCUAUGUUACUUCUCACGAAUGGCGAGCGCCUAGCGGAUAAAUCAGCCUUCCCGAACGUCAAAUUUAGUCCGAAGUUCGAUUUCAUCGAUGCCGAAACAGAAGACGGUGACUUUGAUAAUGAAGCAGAGGCAGAUAAUGAAAGUGACGGUUCUGAGUCCGACGAUUAUGAUCAGCAGAACUCAGAAAUGCCAAGCGACGAAGAUGAUCUUGAGCAGGAGCUUCGGGAUUUGGCGGAAGAUAAUGCUAUUGUGGAAAAUAAGGAGCCUUCAGAUGCGCAGGAUUCAACAAGGGAAGAUUGCAAUAAGGUGUCAGCAUUACAAGCUGCGUUCCCCUCGGCACCAGUAAGCAUCUGCGAGAAGAUUUUGGCGACCUCCGGCGAUGACCUUAAGUCAGCAUACGAUGUUCUAGCUAGUGGUUUCGCACCUCAGCUGCCAGAAUCCGCAUUACGAGCAGGGUCAAUGUCUAUGACAACAACAUCAAAGCUAAAAUCACGAAAAUCACGAAAAGAUGAUCCAACAAAAGAUAUUCCUACUACGCACCCAGAAGAGGAGAUUACCGACGACAUCGCCCACGAUGACGAGGAUAUGUCCGAUGCAGACGACGAAGAGCAAGUAUCUGCCUUUGUACGGCAGUUUGACCAUCGAGGCCUUCCACCUGGAUCAAUUACUUCUGGCAGGGGGCUAGCGCAGAUGGCUGCAAUAUCUAGCUCGUUUGAUAAUAAUAAGGCGAGCGGCGAGAGCGAAACUACGUCCGCAACGUUGAACGGCCAUAAAACUAGCCCUGAAAAGACAGUUGAGGAAGACGAUACAUCGAGCGACGCUACAAGUUCCAGCUCGGAGAAUGAAGAUUCUGAAAUCUCAAGUGAUAGUGAUUCCGAAGAUGAUGACUCUGACAAUAACGACGACGAGGAUAUGUCAUCAAAUGGUAGCGACCAUAGCAACAAUGAAAGCGACAAUAGCGACGAUGACGAUAACGAUAGUAAUAUGCGUCCGGCGGAUAGCUCUCCUAAGAGUUCCUGUGAUGAUAUGACAAGCGAUUCGGACAAUGAGAGUGAUGAUAGUAGCGAUGAUAGUGACGAUGGUCCGGAAGAAAUCUCCCUGAAGCGGCAGUCUUCCGAUAGCCAAAAACUCAGCCGAAAAAGAGGUUUCGGCCAUGAUAACAGCCUAAACCAAAUCGGAAGUAGUAACGAGACUUCCGAUAGCAGUGACAUAUCCUCGGAUGAAAGUUCUGAUGGAGAAUCUAGCGGAGCUGAAUCAAAUUCCGCGUCAGAAAGCGAAGGUGUAGAAGAGACUUCCAACAACACCGAUACAGCUAGAGCAUGCGUCCAAACUUCGCUCACCGGAAGCGUGCAAACUAAGCCUUCACAACCACCACCAAAUACGAUUCCUCAUGUUCAGCCAGUGCCUCCCGGAGCUGGUAACGAGAGGACAAAAAAGCGAAAUGCUCGCCGAAGAGCCGCAAACAAGGCCAAAAAGUUAGCGCAACAGGGUACGAUUAUGGGUGCGACGUCUACAGGCGAGGAAACUGGGUUGUCUGUCAUAGACGAAAACGCUCUCUUUGAAGCUAAGCGGCAGGAGCUGCUAAAUGCGAUCGCUAGUGGCGGAAUAGAAAUUGGCCCUCCUCGGUUCGACGAGUCAUCGAGAAUGUCCACAUCAACAAAACGGAAGCUUGAUGAACGCGACGAACCUAACCGUCAGGUUAUCCAGCAGGACACGUCGGCUAUGACACCUGUGGACGAAGACGCGGAUUCAUCAGCUUCUGUUCAAAAGAAGCUUCGUGUAGAUAUAGGCGCCGGUCGGAGACUCCUUUUCGGUGCAUUAGGUCUUCGUAACCCCAAAACAAAAGAAGACGAGGAUAAAUUACGGGAAAAGUUAAUGCGGGAUAUUCGACCGCUCGACAACCCAAGACUCGGCCAGGGAAAGGAUGGUACACGGCAAAUAAAUGAAGACGGCCCGACGGUGGAGGAUGAUCUUGAGUCCUGGAAAGACAAAAUCACAUAUCGAGCCGUAGAGUGCUGUUACGAAGGGGUGCAGCUCAGCGAACCCCCAUUUCCAUUCGUUCAGCGCUGGGAUCCUCAACAGCAAAGCUCAUGGUCCCAGAAGAAAAACAAGCGUGGCGGUCAAAGUAAGCGAGCACAGCGAAACCAAGGACAUUUCUAUCAAGAUAACCGCCCAAGCAAGAAGCGGAAGCACGAAGAAUCUGACAUGUGGGACGAAGAAGGGUACGAUGAUACAUUCAACGGUAUGGACGAUUACACCAAUGAUGCCGAUGUCGAACUCAACUAUGAUGACACUGAGGCAUCCCAACCCCGCGAGGCCAACAGACCUAUAAAUGAUGCGAGCCAGUUUACAGACAUGGAUGAUCUUCCAUCCUUGCCAUCGGAUUUAUCGGCGCUUCCCGCUCUACGUCCCGGGGAAGUUCAAGUUGGAAUGGUGAUAACCUGGCAGCAGUGGUCAUGCUCGUCGGCGACUAACUGGCAGCCGCAGCUUUCUAACGUGACGGGUGUAGUGGUUAGAAUCGAUGACGACGCUACUGGCUUGGAAGUCUGUCUUGCUAAGAGAGAUCGAUAUCUUGAUCGAAACCAGAAGAAAUAUGACGAGAGUACCGGCCAGCGGAUAUAUGACAAAUUUGAAGCGCCAGAUCUCGAUGACGACGACGACGAAGAUGAAGGAGAGGACGAAGGAUUUCGGACUAUUGGCUUUGCCGAAAUGCAGCAGCCUAGAAUUCUUCAACAGCCGCUUUCUAUCAUGGCGCCUAAUGAGACACCUAGUGCAGCUGGCUCCCUUCCUGAAGCUAGCUCAAAUACGAGGAGUGAACCGCCAGCCAUCGCCGAAGACGUAAAAGUCGACGCACACUCAGAACGAGAACGGUCUAGCACAAAAGAAUCAAUCGAGGAAAACACGUCCGGCGUUACUUGCGUCGAGAUUUCUUCAUCGGGUCAGGCACAACAACACAGCAGUACGUCAGCGUCUAAUCCUUCGCAGGUCAAUAGCCCUUCCCAACAGUUACACGAGAGUACCAGCCAAUUCGUAGGUAUACAAACUAGUCAACUACCAAUUCAGGAUAUUUCCAGCCGCGAUAUCGAUUCGGAUGGUCCAUCUACUAGGCUAGACAUCGAAGUUCUAGAAUCGGAACUUCCUAGCAUUAGACAGUCAUCGGCCCCUCUAUUUGAUAGUCACGAGGAUGAAGUUGUUACCGGGACACCGAAAGUUGUGAGGUCUAAAGCUACUGUCCCCCCUUCGUCAGUGAGUAGUGCUCGCAGUGGACGGCAGCUAGAUUACACUUUACACAUGGAAGUUACAGAGCCGGAUUCUCUUAAAAUGACAGAUGACGGCAUCUCUACUGCUCUAGAUACUGAAUACCAACAGGAUCUAGAAUCAGAUGAGGAUGUUUCAACCCCUACGCCUACGCCCUUUGUCCAAGAAGAGUCGGCCGUCGGACAAGAGACAACGGCGCAAGAAUCAGAAUUACGAUCGUCAGCAGAACCCUCAACUCCUAGUUCAUUGUCCUCAAUUAAUACCGUAUGGUGCACGGCGCUUACUUCGCUCACUUCGCGAAGUACGCAGAGUCCAUCCAAGUCUCAGUCGCAGUCUCUACCCUUCAAUGGAUCGCAAAAGGCCCGAGCGCAAAAGGAGCAAGACUACGAAGAAGAAAUGCGGAAGUUAGAUAAUACGUCAGAUUAUCAAACAAGCUCCUCAAGAGUUCCGGAUAGCUUCGAGCAGAGCAGCCAAAGAAGAAGUCUCGACGGUGUUGUGGAGGAUGGCGUUGUUAAAGCGCCUUCAAAGUCCCCACCAAUCAAAACCUCUCCUCCACCGAUGAAGAAACGGAAAUUACCUAAAGAGUCAUCCCAGUUCACACUUCCUCCUGGAACGCAGGUAGUCGAAUUGUCUUCGGAUUCAGAACCUGUCUAUACCGAGAAUUAUGCCGACGACGAGGUUGAUGGGACUUAUUCUCCCGAUCCGGACAGUUUACCUAGGGGUAACGGAUGGGUACAUAAGAGGAUUGAUACCAAAAAUCGCAACGCGAGAAGUGUGACAGCGCCUAUCAGACCUCAGCCGGCAAAAAGGAGGAAAUUUAUCUCCUCGUCGCAGGGACCUCUGUCGACUUCUCCCUCAACAUCGAUCUCCACCUUCAGUCCAAUUAAACCUCGGAGAAAAACAAGCUCAAGAUUCUAGUUGAUUUUGUUUAGGCACAAGGUUGGUCUAAUAGAUGAUAUUAGGUUAGGUAGCUAAGAACCAGUAUACCAGUGUCAUAUUCCACACCCCUCCAUAAGGUUAGUUGCUUCAGUUCAACUAAUAGCUAGAGCAAAUAAAAACAAAUCACACGACAACCGAAAAUGAAAGAGUCUGUUCAUAGUGAAGGCCGAAGUCUUAAGCACGAUUCAUAAUUAGAAGCAGUAGAGAAUAUCCAGUUUAAGCAAAGAUAUCAAGUAGGAUUCUUUCUACAAACGUUGGUGAUAACCCUUGUCUUAAGGUUAACAUCAGGGAAAGGUGCAUAGCAUUAGGUACCCAUGGGUAU